This is a messenger RNA of Capronia coronata CBS 617.96, 1308 nucleotides long. RefSeq lists its product as uncharacterized. The transcript is spliced from 4 exons. Bases 1 to 1308 code for a protein of 435 amino acids. The record is from RefSeq and is a predicted model, not a curated record. Lineage: Eukaryota; Fungi; Ascomycota; Eurotiomycetes; Chaetothyriales; Herpotrichiellaceae.
AUGCAAGUCACACCAGAAGUAAAAGAGCUGCUCAGCCUCCAAGCCGUGCGAAGGCAAGCUCAAAAAGUCCUGGCCGCCGCCGAAAGGGGAGAACUGCUCCAUUUUGAUUAUGACGCCGACGAGAUGUCCAGCGUUGCCGAUUUCGUGUCGGGCGUGAUCGCGCGCGACUUUGGGCCGGAUCGAUAUCACGAAAUCCCACCUCAUGGCCGCUGGCAGCAUUUCGAUGUCGGCGGCGUUCCGCGGGUCGCGCCACUGCUCGCCCGCUGGAAAGACAACGGCUGUACCGACGAGAUGGAACUCACCCGUCGCUUGAUCGACCUGUUCUCCGUCUCGGUUUUGCUGGACGCGGGCGCCGGGAAUGUUUGGCGAUUCAACGAGCCCGGCCAUGACCGCGUGUAUUCGAGAAGUGAAGGCAUCGCGGUCGCCUCUCUCUACAUGUUCACCGCAGGUGCCUUUACGACGGAUCAAUCCAAUCCGGAGAGUGUGAAUGGCCAAGGGCUGUCACAGUUGGACGAAGCCACUUUCAGUCGACAUUUCCAAUUGUCACCACAGAACCCCAUGGUGGGCGUCUCGUCCCGCGUCCAGCUCCUCAACCGCGUGGGACAAGAGUUACGGAAACUCCCGGCCAUUUUCGGCCCGGAGGGUCGUCCUGGCAAUCUCGUCGACCACCUGGUCAAAUCGGCAGGAUCUAGCAAGGUUCUUGACGUGGAGCUACUCUGGUCAUGCUUGCAACAGCUGCUGAUUCCUUCCUGGCCCGAAGGCCGCACCCGCAUCAACGGACAGCCCAUCGGCGAUGCAUGGCCGCUGCAAGUGCUGGCUCACGAGGCCGAGAAGCAGGGAGAACCACAAACCCCAACAACGUCGAUCCAACCAUUCCACAAGUUGACGCAGUGGUUGGCGUACUCGCUCAUGGUGCCGUUCGUGAGGAUCCUCGGCCUCGCGUGGACUAACCAAGGCCUGUUGACCGGACUGCCCGAGUACCGCAACGGAGGCCUGUUUGUCGACAUGAAGGCUUUGCGUCUCAAGCCCGAGGCCCUGGCCGAGGGGUUGCGAGCGUCCGGGGAGGAAUUGCCCGGGUUCAGCGCGUCCGGCGAUGUCAUUGUCGAAUGGCGGGCCAUGACGGUGGCGCUGCUCGACAAGCUCUACGCCAUCAUCUCCUCACGGUUAGCGGCUCAAGGCGUCCAGUUGAGCAUGGCGCAGAUGCUCGAGGCUGGGUCCUGGAAGGCCGGACGCGAACUUGCGGCCAAGUAUCGCCCGGCUACCGGUUCGAGCCCCAUCCUCAUCGAAGGCGACGGGACGCUGUUUUGA